This is a messenger RNA of Ostreococcus tauri, 1197 nucleotides long. Its product is annotated as Histidine phosphatase superfamily, clade-1. Lineage: Eukaryota; Viridiplantae; Chlorophyta; Mamiellophyceae; Mamiellales; Bathycoccaceae. The coding region runs from base 1 to 1197 and encodes 398 amino acids. The transcript has a single exon. Gene Ontology annotation, molecular function: phosphatase activity. Gene Ontology annotation, cellular component: cytosol; cytoplasm. The record is from RefSeq and is a predicted model, not a curated record.
AUGGCUCGUUCGAUGAUGAAAAUGUGCCGCACUCACCACCGCGCGCCGUGGACGUGGAUGCCGCCCUGGACGCGCGCGCGCGAGCCGGUGAAACCGCGGCCGUUGCGCGCCGUCUUGGACGCGUUCAAAACGCUCGAGGCGCCGCGCGCGGGGGUGCGGUGGACGGUUUUGGACAUUAUAAUCAUGAUCGUUCGCUCGGUCGUGGUGGCGUACGGCGCGCUGUUGACGCUCUCGCUCGUCUCGCCGCGGGCGCGACGCGGGGUGCGAAAGGUUCAGGACGCCGCGCGCGCGUCGGCGCACGUGGUGUUGAGCGAUGAGAAGAAGUGGAAGAAGGACGCGUCGCGCGAUCCGCGGGCGUUGCUCGCGAGCGGUUCGGUCGAGCGAAGAAAGACCGUGGUGUUCGUCCGACACGGCGAGAGCACGUGGAACGAGGUGUUUAAUCGUAAGUUUGAUCACACGUUCCCCACGAGACUGAUCGGUGGGGUGUUGCGGGAGAUGGUGAAGUUUUUUGAGCGCGACUCAUUCUUCAUCGAUUCGCCUCUGAGCGCGCUCGGCGUCGAGCAGGCGCGAGCGUUAUCCAAGCACUUUGAUGAUUUGCGUGCGAAGGGGGCGAGCGAGGACGAAGUCUUGAACGCGAUUUUAGGCGUUGGGAAGAAGAAGAGCGUGAUCGUGAGUAGUAAUCUGCGUCGCGCGGUGAACACCACGGCGAACGCGCUGUGGAGUCGGUUAUCGGCGAGCGGGUCGACGGAAAAGAUCGUCAUUCACAGCGCUUUGCAAGAGGUCGCGCGUAACGUCGAUACGUACGCGCUGGCGUCGAACAAUGGUGACGUCGUCCCCACGCCUACGCUCGCGCGCGAACUCAGGAUCCCGUCGCUCGGCGACCGCGAGCUCUUCGACGCCACGGAGAACGCCGGGCAGAAACCGCUCGGACGCAAGGGCGUGGACUCCUUCCGCGAGUUCGCGGCGUGGGUGAUGAAUCAAGAUGCCGAGGUCGUCAUCGCUGGUGGACAUUCCAUUUGGUUCCGAGAGUGGUUCCGAGAGUUCUUGCCGCGCGAUUCACAGUGCGCCGGCAAGUCGAAGAAGAUUGUCAACUGCGGCGUCGUCUCGUUCGAUUUGUGCUUCGGCCGCCAUCCCGACCACGGCGAGAUGUACGCUGUGGAUAACGUUCGCGAGAUCUACGGUGGAUUCGCCAAAUGA